AGGAGGGUUUUUGAUUUUUGCUACUUGCAUGGACUAGUGCAUUGCACACUUUGGGAGCUUGCAGCUUAAAAAUAAGUCAGAAAAUUCUUGGACUAACAAUUUCUAUCCCUUCAUUGGAUGUCAGACAAGUGGUGGCAUCUGCAAAGCCAGAAAAGGAAAGCCUUGCCUUAUACAGACAGCUCUGUGCAAUGACACAAUGGCUCCGAUAUAAAGUGUUGCUUGACCUGAGCUUGGAAGGCAAAGGAACAAAGAAACAAGAAGUGACAGUUUUUGAGAACCGAAGAAGCACUGAAGUCCCCUUAUGAUGGAUAAAUUUAAGGCUGCUCUGUUGCUGGCAGGGGUAGGAGACGCUCUGGGCUAUCGAAAUUUCACGCGGGAAAAUAAUGCAUUAGGUGCAAAGAUUCAAGGGGAACUGAAAGAAAUUGGAGGACUCGAGAACCUGGUCCUGUCAUCUGACAAAUGGCCAAUCAGUGAUAAUACUCUUAUGCACAUGGCUACAGCUGAGGCUCUCGUCACAGGUAGGAAAAACUUCAGGUUGUAUGCAAGCUGGGAGGGGAAGGCUAAACCUGGAGAACAGCAUUUAAUUAUUGUGUUCUGUUACCUAAGCAGCGAGUUUGUGCAGAAAUUCAUGCUACCUUCAGUUAUCAAUGCAUAUGAUGUCUUGGUUUUGCCAUUUAACUAGCAUGGUUGCUGAAAAUGUAAAUGGUACAAGGAGUCUUCCCUUCAAAUACCACCUCAAGUGUGAGCUUGCUAGGUGGCCAACUAUUUCUCAUCUUUCUAUUUCAAUAUGGAGAAGAGAAUACUGGUCUACCUUAUUACUGAGAAUAAUUGAGUCUCAAUGUUCUCACACUAUAUAUAUAUAUAUAUAUAUAUAUAUAUAUAUGAAUGAGAGAAUGAAUAUGAUUUCCAUUCACAGUAAGAAAGUUACAUAUUCUCUUCGUUGGUUGCAUAAAAUUUAUUGUUCAAAGGUAUAAACUAAGAGAACACAUUUUUCUUUCACUGGAUGCAUUGAUAUAAACUUGCCUUGAAUGAAACAUGGAUGGGGAAAAGAAAACCUUAAGCCAUUUUCCUUUAUCAGAGUUGCCUAUUCCUGACUGGUAUAUAGACAGCUGCCCAUCAUAGUAAGUAUCAACUCCCUUUGCAUAAAAAGCAUCCAAUAUUGUCAAGUUAUUGAAUGCAACGGUAUCUUACAACCCAAUUUAUGUGUUGUUUUUAUGAUACUUCCAAGAUAACUGCUGAACAAAACAUCUGUAUCUUCACCGAAGACAAAUGCUCUCCAAAUGUGUUGCACUUCUCAGCGUGUUUUCUAGAAUCGGGAAAGUCAAUGAAAUUUCUCUGACAUUCCACUCUUAUCUGACUGCUGCUGAGAUGCUCUAAAUUUAGCCACCAGAGGCCUGUUGAAGAGAAUCUGGGAUAUUUCGUGUCUAGCUACUGGUUAGCCAAUGAUGUGAGCAGGAGCUAAUACCCUAAAGAUAAUGGCAAGAUGUCAACCUAUCAUGGAAAAGGAUGACUAACAUACUUCUGAAUAUAGUCAGUGAUUAAAUGCAUGUCACAUGUUUCCUGCUUCUUGACCUCUGUAUGAGCAUAAAUGUUAUCUGCAAGGCUUAUCAAGCUGCUUUGCAACCAUUUUUAGCUGUACAAAAGCAAGCUACAUACAUAUCCCUCUGCCUAUAGCGUAUACAGCAGGGGAGCUGCUGUUUCAAAAUCUCGUUUUUGAACUUCUGUCCGAAUUCCAUCAAUUGCAAUUGCAAGCACCAGUUGUUAUAAUACAUGUGUGUUUUAGACAUAGGAACAUGAUAAAAUCAGUUUUUAGCCAUUUAAGACAAUACAUGCUUUCCCAUUUUGAAAAGCAAAAUGCACCUUAACUUGCUCAUCAUGAGUUGAGAUAGUACAAGCCCCCUUUUACACGUGUUCGAUAUGUGCAUGACUGUCUGGAAGUGACCCAAAAACAUCACAAAAAGGGGUGGGGUGGGGGCAGAACAGGGUUUUUGCAGGCUUUUCCAAUGGUGUUUCAAAUAUACACAAUUUAACGUAAGCACCUACCCCCCAUAGCUGUCAACUUUUCCCUUUUCUUGUGAGGAAUCCUAUUCGGAAUAAGGGAAUUUCCCUUAAAGAAAGGAAAAGGUUAACAGCUAUCCCCCCCCCCCCCGUAAAUGGGGGUUGCCUGUAUCACCAUUUGUGUCUCUUGGACUGAACACUGAAUGAAAGAUAAUUUGAAAUCUAAUAAUGGCAUCUAGUUUUGUCUUAAGUGUAAGGUAUCUAUCUAAACCCUUUCUUCCUUUGUCCUCUUGUAAUAUCUAAGUUGAUUUACCAUAACUUAUCUUUUAGGGUUGUUGAAACCAGAACAUAAAAAUCUCAGGCUGGACAAUAGAGUGGCUGUUUCUGCAGCUUCACAGUCCUAAUGUUUUCUAGAGCAGGAAACAGCACUUUUCAGUUGCCUCCCUCCUUAAAGCAGCUAUACAAUAUUAUUUCCCUCCAUAUCCUUACCAUUUUCCAAAUGUGAAAAAUCAAUAGUGUCUAAACCAUAAAGUUGAAAAUAUAGCUGCCAUUGAUCAAUAUCAUCUCUUGGCCAAGAUAGUAUUAUGGCUUUGUGGUGGGGGUAAGGUAAAAAAAGGGACGCGGGUGACGCUGUGGGUUAAACCACAGAGCCUAGGACUUGCCGAUCAAAAGGUCGGCGGUUCGAAUCCCCGUGACGGGGUGAGCUCCCAUUGCUCAGUCCCUGCUCCUGCCAACCUAGCAGUUUGAAAGCACGUUAAAGUGCAAGUAGAUAAAUAGGUACCGUGCUCUGGCAGGAAGGUAAACGGCAUUUCCGAGUGCUGCUCUGGUUUGCCAGAAGCGGCUUAGUCAUGCUGGCCACAUGACCUGGAAGCUGUACGCCAGCUCCCUCGGCCAAUAAAGCGAGAUGAGCGCCGCAACCCCAGAGUCAGUCACGACUGGACCUAAUGGUCAGGGGUCCCUUUACCUUUAAGGUAAAAAAGUAAGCUGUAUGCAAAGACCCUCCUAACCCCUGGAUCACAGCAAGCUUUUAAUAUAAGCCAAGCUAGCUUCCUGGUGAGGUGAUUGCCUGGGUGAUGGGCCAUUAAAGGAAACAAAGGAAAGAGGUGUAUGUGAGAUGGGAAAUGGAUGGUUAGUUAGAAGGAAAAGCAGAGUUGAGAUGUGACUUAGAAGGAAAACAGCAAGCUGGGGAGAGAGUCAGAUCAAUGUUUAGUUUCUGUUUGAAUUCAAGGCUGCAGCUAUGGGAGAAACAAAACCCUCUAGGGUUGCUAAUGCUGCAAACCCAUCCAUUGUAGGCUCAGGUUAUAUGCACAUAUAAAUAAACUGUAUAAAGGAACCACAGUCUGCACUGUGCCUCAUUCCAAAAGGAAACAAACUCUGGGUUAUCUCCUGGAGCCCCUAGAAUCUCGCAUCACUGAGAGAUCGUGGUGGCGUGUAGACAUGUGAUCAUCUGUUUCUCCUACAUCAAGGCAUAUGGACCACUGGCAUUCAUGGCAGAGUGGCUGGGACCUAUGAUGCUAUCAGAGCCAUUGACCAGGUGGUGUGCAUCAGGUGUAUCUGUAUUCAUACUGCAGGAUUCAGUGUGACCUACUGUAAAUCAACAGCUGCAGUGGGCAGAAGGGCUGUAUUGAGAUGGGCUGCCUUGAAAUUACAAAUAUAACAAGUUGCAGGAGGCCAAACAGGUCUGCAUAUUCCCCCAUCAUCUGUCUGAAUCUCCAAGUGCCCUUUUGCAGCUGCUCAUGCAAGCUCAAAAACUGGUGGCUGCCUCCUUAUAUUGGCAGUAGGUACACACACAUGGUUGAAGCUGAUAGCCAUGCUCUGGGAACCUCUUGGAAGCUACCUCCAGCAUUUCUGUAUUUAGGCACAUACAUCGAGUUAACAGAAAAACAGAACUGGAAACUGUUAAGUCUGUGUACCCCUUCUUAUUUUGGCUGUGUUUAUACUACUGUUUGCUAUGCACUUGGGACGCGGGUGGCGCUGUGGGUUAAACCACAGAGCCUAAGGCUUGCCGAUCUGAAGGUCGGCAGUUCGAGGGUGAGCUCCCUUUGCUCGGUCCCUGCUCCUGCCAACCUAGCAGUUCGAAAGCAGGAAGUGCAAGUAGAUAAAUAGGUAGCGCUCCGGCUGGAAGGUAAACGGUGUUUCCUUGCGCUGCUCUGGUUCGCCAGAAGCGGCUUAGUUAUGCUGGCCACAUGACCUGGAAGUUGUACGCCAGCUCCCUUGGCCAAUAAAGCGAGAUGAGCGCCGCAACCCCAGAGUCGUCCGUGACUGGACCUAAUGGUCAGGGGUCCCUUUACCUUUACUAUGUACUCAGUGCAUUUCCAGUGCUGGGCUUUUAACCUGUGGUCACAUGAUGUUAUCAAAAAUGUGCCCUAUACUAAAAGUGAAAAUGUGGACACAAAAGCUUUUUUCCCCCUCUUUUUUUUCAGAAUCUAAAAAAAAACAAGACAUUUCAAGUGACUGCCGAAAAUUCUGCCCAGGCACCAUUUUUGAUGGGAAAAUCCCGGCUAUGUCUGGCAAAUUUUAGAGCGCAGUAAAGUUGUUUCUCCCCCCUUCCCAGCCAGAAUGUUUCACAGCACUUUGCCCCCAAGCUAGUCCCAUCAGCCAGGCUCCAUUGGAUUUAUUUCUGUUUGUGUACACAUCCAGGAGUGUUGACCAGGUUGAGGAUGUUUUUACCCUCUGCAAAGAUGUUCACAUCUUGACUAGAGAUGAAUUAGGAAUGGCUUAACACACUUUUAUUCAUUGUUUUCUAUAAAUAUCUCUCAGUUCUGUUGGAACGUUUAAAAAUGGCUUUGCAGGUCGAUUCCAGACUGGUGCUAUUUUGGAGUGGGUUUUAAGCACAUAUGGACUAAUUCAGGUUGUACCUUUAUAGCUGAUGAAGAGGUCUUGUGCAACAAACCCACUUCUUUAAUAAGGAAAGUGACAGGGAAAUGCUUUGGAACACACAGGACAGCACUUGCUUGGUGAAAGGUCAUUUAACAGCCCUAGAAACACAUGAAAGCUAAUUAAAUAACCAAUGUCAUCGUUAUCUAGUCUCCCUGGAAAUUCACCAGGAUGAAUAUAUUAAACUGCAUCCCUGUUUUGGCCAGUCCAUUUUCUACAAAUUUUUUUUGGAUACAGAGAUCCCAAAAGUACCCCUGUUCAUAUGCAGAGUUUUUUCCACCAUGGUAUCCAGUUUAUGGAGUAAGAACCCCAAAGAGUUACAGUUGUCCCCUCAUUGCCUUGCAAUAAAAGCUUCAGUGGUAAUCCGUUCUGGAAGUCCGUUCCAAAACCAAAGCGUUUCAAAACCAAGGCGUGCUUUCCCACAGAAAAUAAUGCAAAAUGGAUUAAUCCGUACCAGACUUUUAAAAACAACCCCUAAAACAGCAAUUUAACAUGAAUUUUACUAUCUAACAAGACCAUUGAUCCAUAAAAUGAAAGCAAUAAACAAUGUACUGCAGUCACACAAUCAAUCAGUAGCUGAACUGGGUUCCACACAGUCACAAAAACAAAACAAAAAAGAGCUGCAAAAACAAAACCGCAAAAUAAAUAGCAAAAACAGACAGACCUCAGCAUAACACUCAAAACGGAAGUGUGGCACUCAAAACGGAAGCGUAACACUCAAAACAGAGCAUGUUCGGCUUCCGAAAAAAAGUUUGCAAACCAGAACACUUAGUUCCGGGUUUGCAGUGUUUGGGUUCCAAGUUGUUUGAGUGCCAAGGUGUUUGAGAACCAAGGUACCACUGUUUUAAAGGUUAAUUUUCCUCUGAUUAUAAUUUUUGCUCUUCUGCUUUUGUUAAAUUUUAUUGUAUUGUGUUUGAUGGUAUUAUGUUAGCUACCCCUGCUUUAUGUUGUUGUGUAAGCCACACAGAGUGGGCAUUUUGCCUAGAAAGGUGGGGUGUAAAUGUAUAUGCCCCAGCUCCAGCUUUUCUCUCACCUGACACCUCUAAGUAAACAUGCAUAGAAUUGCACUAUACAUUAUUUAACCUCCUAAUUGUGUUUAUGAUGGGCAGCCUGCCCCCCAGCUGGAACUCACCACAACUCAGUUCCGGCACUUCUCAGGUGCCAUUGCCAUUAUAAGAGAACAAGGGAGGUGUUCGUGGUGAGUUCCAGCACCUAGUUUUUCUAGAAAAAGAGCACUGAUAACAGAGUAGUUUAAGGGUGUUAAGGUGUCACUGAUCCAUCUUUAGCAACCUUGAGAAAUGAAAAAGCAGCAGCAGGAGUGAUUUCCUUUUCUCCUUUUGAACAUUCCCUGCUGCUUCAUCUGACUAUAUAACACUUUUCUUCCCUUGAACAGAUUACUGGUGUUUAGAAGACCUAUAUCGGGAACUUGUAAAACGUUAUGUGGAUGCUAUUGACAAACUUCCUGGGAGACGGUCAGAUCCUGCUACUAUCGAAGGCUGCUCCCAACUGAAGCCAGACAACUAUCUCCUGGCUUGGCACACACCAUUUAAUGAGAAAGGUAAGGUGGUGGUUUUUCUGAGUUGAAACUUAUCCUACAUCAUUGUACUUUAAAGUAACCUACAGUGGAUUGGUAAGGAAUAAUAAAAGUCAGGGCCAGCUCAAGACAUUUUGCUGCCUGAGGCAAAGGACAAGGUGGCACCCCCCCCCAACCAAAUGCAUACACAGAAGCCGAUCUGACUGGUAGAAUCAUAGAAUUGUAGAGUUGGAAGGGACCCCAAGGGUCAUCUAGUCCAACCCCCUGCAAUGCUGGAAUCCCAGAUAAAGCAUCUAUGACAGAUGGCCAUCCAACCUCUACUUAAAAAUCCUACUCCAGUACAGUGGUACCUCGGGUUAAGUAGUUAAUUCGUUCCGGAGGUAUGUUCUUAACCUGAAGCACCACUUUAGCUAAUGGGGCCUCCCUCUGCUGCCGCGCCGCCGGAGCACGAUUUCUGUUCUCAUCCUGAAGCAAAGUUUUUAACCCGAGGUAAUAUUUCUGGGUUAGCGGAGUCUGUAACCUGAAGCGUAUGUAACCUGAAACAUAUGUAACCCGAGGUACCACUGUACUACACUUGAGGGCAGCAGGCUAGGAGUGCCACUGAAUUCAGUGGGUUUACUUCUAAGUGUAGGAUUGCACUAUUAGGCUGCGAGUUCAUGGACACUAACCUGAUAGGAAGCCCCAUUGCACAAAGGAGGGCUUACUUCUGAGUAAACAUGAAUGUGAUUGCAUUAUUUUUGCAAUCUGAAGAGUUUCCCAUUUUGCUGCUAUCUCAGCACUAACUGAUUUAAAUCAGUGUUCAUUACGUUGUUGUUUUUUUACAUAGCCCCAAAGAAGUACUGUUGGUUCUGGAGGCAACCACAGCUUCUUACAUAGAAAGCUGCCUUAUACUUAAGUCACAUUAUAGGUCCAUCUGGCUCAGUGUUAUCUACAGUUGAUGAACAGUGACUCUCUUGGAUUUAAGACAGGAUUGUCUCCCAUCCCUUCCUGCAGAUGCUGGGGACUGGACCUGGAACCUUCUGCAUUGCAAAACAGAUAUUCUACGAUCCUCCCCCUACAUUCUCAUUUAAUCUACUUCUGACUAUAAUGCCUCACUCAGUAAUGAAGUAUAUAAUUAUUUUGAUUCUUUAUAUGCUUUAUAAGUUGCCUAUAGUUACACGUGUUGAUGCGUAAGGGCAGGUUUCUUCCUUGUAUGGGCACUAUGACCAUGUGGGGAAAGACUGUACUCAUUGUAUAGUUUUUCAGCAAUUCCAUAUUUGCCUGGGAUGCGAAAGGCAAGCCGCCAGGAAUUCCUUUUGUAGGGCACUGCGUCCUUUUGUAAGUUAUCUCUGUCCAGUUUAAAUGUCUAUUUAAAGAGUCUUUGUGCUUGGCACGAUGCCUUCUGGUCCAGAUUUUUUUGUUCUGGAAUUUGUGUUUCUUUUCAGGAAUACAAUCUGUCGUGGAUCCUUUUAGGGGCCUGCACUAACCUGGACAUUUUGUCCAUGUAAAGCAAGUGUCAGCAAACUUUUUCAGCAGGGGGCUGGUCCACUGUCCCUCAGACCUUGUGAGGGGCCAGACUAUAUUGGGGGGGAAUGAACGAAUUCCUAUGCCCCACAAAUAACCCAGAGAUGCAUUUUAAAUAAAAGGACACACUCUACUCAUGUAAAAACAUGCUGGAUUCCUGGACCAUCUGCAGGCCGGAUUGAGAAGGUGAUUGGGCCGCAUCCGGCCCCCGAGCCUUAGUCUGCCUGCCCAUGAUGUAAAGUAAUCUAUUUAAACCAAAUUGCCCGGGGAGCAAAACAAGGCAUAUGUGAUGCCUCUCAGAGUAUGGGCCGAGACACAACUUCACUGUGGUAGUUAUUGUAUUAUUUAGGCUUCAAAUGCAAGUACUGUUUUUGGGGGUACAGGGUGUGGGUGGGUGUGGGGGAUUCCCUGGUCCUGAAUGGGGUAACUGUGCCCAUGAAGGACCAGGUGCGCAGCCUGGGAGUCAUUUUGGACUCACAGCUGUCCAUGGAGGCGCAGGUUAAUUCUGUGUCCAGGGCAGCUGUCUACCAGCUCCACCUGGUACGCAGGCUAAGACCCUACCGCCCGCGGACUGUCUUGCCAGAGUGGUGCAUGCUCUAGUUAUCUCCCGCUUGGACUACUGCAAUGCACUCUACGUGGGGAUACCUUUGAAGGUGACACGGAAACUGCAAUUAAUCCAGAAUGCGGCAGCUAGACUGGUGACUGGGAGUAGCCACCGGGACCACAUAACACCGGUCCUGAGAGAUCUGCAUUGGCUCCCAGUACGUUUCCGAGCACAAUUCAAAGUGUUGGUGCUGACCUUUAAAGCCCUAAACGGCCUCGGUCCUGUAUACCUGAAGGACCGUCUCCACCCCCAUCAUUCAGCCCGGACACUGAGAUCCAGCGCCGAGGGCCUUCUGGCGGUUCCCUCAUUGUGAGAAGUGAGGUUACAGGGAACCAGACAGAGGGCCUUCUCGGUAGUGGUGCCCACCCUAUGGAACACCCUCCCUUCAGAUGUGAAGGAAAUAAGCAGCUAUCCUAUCUUUAAAAGACAUCUUAAGGCAGCCAUGUUCAGGGAAGUUUUUAAUAUUUAACACUGUACUGUUUUUAACACUUGAUUGGCAGCUGCCCAGAGUGGCUGGGGAGACUCAGCCAGAUUGGCGGGGUAUAAAUAAUAAAUUAUUAUUAUUAUUAUUAUUAUUAUUAUUAUUAUUAUUUGCAUUCUGCAGAGAGAUCACUUUCCAGUCUUUAGUACUAACCAUUUAGAAGAGGCAUUGUACGUCUUCUUCACUGACUGCACAUGGCCUCACAAGGAAAGUGCAGAUUCCAGGGCCAGCACUGUGUUGAUGUGACACUAUAUCACUGGAAUAUAGAACCACUCAACACCAGCAUCAUAUAUUGAUGCAACUUCAUGGCAUAAACAUUGUAAUGCAAUACGAUGAUUAUUUUUGUCUCUCUGCAAUCAACCUCGUUUGACAGUGCUGCUGCCUCUCUCCCCACUAUGUCCUUCUCAUGGCAAUUGCUGGAAGAGAAAAGAAAAAUACCUGGCAGUUUUAGCUCACUUUCCCCCCUCUGGCCCCGUUCCAUGAAUGAAUAGUAGUGUGGUAGUGAAGCAGUUACAAGCACACUGCUCUCAUUCAUGCAUAGAUUGAAUAGAAACCUCAGAAAGUGUUUUGAGAAGGUAUGUGUAUCUCUCAAAGCAAAAUCACAAUAGCUGUUUGAGAUUCCAUGUAGGAUCUUUGGUAUAUAACGUGAUAUAUAUGUAACAACUAAUAAUAUAUAUAACAACUAGUAAUAUAUAAUAAUAUAUAUAACAACUAAACCCAUAUAAGCCAGACUUUAGGAAUGGUGCCGCAAAGGUGGCUGUCUUCUGAAUUGCUUCCUUAAAUGAUGUAUAUGAAGACAUGUGAAGUGAGAAAUGGCUAUAUUCAUAGCCACUAGAAGGCUAGCAGACAUUUGGUUGGUAAUUUCUGUUUCUAUAAAGCAUGGACUACGGGAGACUUGGGUUUAGAGGCUUUGUCCCUUAAAAAGUUAGCCUCUGCCCCCCACUCUCUUUCCAGCUUCAUGUCAUACUACCACAUAUAUAAAUGGGUGGGGGCAACCAAUUCAACAGCCGGACACCUUUUGUGUAGCCCCAGGCUUAAAUACGAUACGAUAUGAUAUGAUAAUAAAACAAAACAAGCUAAACAUAUAGAAAAGACUAUUGUUAAAAUGUAAUUAAAGGUUACAUUGGCUAGGGGAUAUUAUAACAACAACAACAACAAUAACAACAACAACAAGAAGCUUUUUACCUAGUCCCUGCCUAUCCCUUGUGAGGUGACAACAGACUAUGAGGCUCUAACAGCUUAAUCUUAUUCAUAGCUUAACAUGCACCAAGCCAUUCAGUCGGGUGUGAAGCAUUAAACUAAUAAGCAAAUACCAGGACUAAGUUCCACUACUAGGGUUGAAGCACGUUCCUGUGCCUGACAAGCUGGACACAGCACAGUUGGCAUCCCAAACUCCUAAAAACAGCUGGCACCCACGGUUUCUAUGGAGAAAAAGGCCUCAUAGGCCUAGUGCUGAAUUUUGAAAAGGGUCAGGGUUUCAGGUUAUCCUGGCAACCUUAUUCUCCGGCCUGGAAACCUUGUCUCUGUAUCUCUGGUAUGGAAAUGAACUCUGCUACUUGUUUUCUUUAUGUAUAACAAUGAGUGGCUAUUUACCCCUGUAUGAACUUAGGUUGAUGACACUUGAGUUGUCAUCAGAGGCCUUGCUUCAGACGCCUGCCCUUUUGAGAUACUGAGAGUGGUGAUGGGAGACAGUCAGGGCCUCUUCUGUCAUGGUCCUGGGUCUUUGGAAAAUCCUCCUCAAAGAGGGCUGCUUGGCACUGACAGUGCUUUCCUCUAGACAGCUAAUUAUUUUAUUGUUAUUUAUUCUUACCACUGCUUACAAUGCUGCUGUUACAAUUUUUUUAAAUGUUUUGCUUAUCUUGCGACUUUAUAUGAUGGGAGCUAUAUUAUGUUAAGAGGUGGCCUACAUGAGUAUUUGGAUUUUGGGGGUUUUUUUGUAUGGUGUUGCUUAUUGCUGAUGCUUUAUAUUGUUGUUGUUUAAUCUGCUGUUUAUUAAUUGAUGUUUUUUGAUUGGGGACUCAGCUAUAUGGCUGCAAAUGUAAUGUUUUAAGCGCAUUAUACAAAUGUGACACUAGAUGGCUCUAGUGAGCUAAUGGCAAAUUCCACAUAUAUUUUUAAAAUAUAUGUGUGUAGAUUCAGCCUGGCUUUUAUGUCUUUAUUAUUGUUUUAACUUAUAUUUCCACAUUCCUGCCCUUUAGACACCUUCAAGGUGGCUUGCAAAAGUUCAUCUAACAAUAUCAAGAUAAAACUCACUUCAAUUAAUGUAAUAAUAAUAAUAAGAAGAAGAAGAAGUCCGAGUAGCAAUACAGCUGUAUAAUGGAGGGGUGUGAUUGCCUUCCCUGCUGCGGCCUAAGCAAUGGACAUUGGUGCUUGGGGAGAGGGAACUCGCUGCUAGGAGCUGUUUCUAGGCUUGGUGUAAAAGUUGUUGCUUUCCUUCCCUCUGAGACCCCAAAUCAGCAACCUCCAGCUUUUAUAAUUCUUUCAAAAUACAAGUAUUGUAAGUUACCUCAGUGGGGAAAAAUGGGAUAUAAGCAUAAAUUCACUCAAAAUAUAUUACAUAUAUAACAAUCCAGCGAAAGUGAAUGUUUUCUUGAAUUGAUUUCAUUAGGAAAUUCAGCAAGAGAGAACACUGAACAUGUCUACUGAGAAGCAAGUCCCACCGAGUUUGGUGGGACUUACUCCCAAAUAAGUGGGGUACAGAAAUGUAUAGUCACACCCAGCCUAUGCAGAGCAGGGUGGGGGCAGCUAGGUACAUUUGCCCUGGGCCUUGGAGGGCUUGGCUGGCCGGGGGGCAGGGUGGUUUGGCCUGCCAAGGGACCGGCUGCUUUUUUGUUUGAGUUAAUAAUAAUAAUAAUAAUUUAUUAUUUAUACCCCACCCAUCUGGCUGAAUUUCCCCAGCCACUCUGGGUUGCUCCCAAUCAAAUGUUAAAAACAGUACAGCAUUAAAUAUUAAAAACUUCCCUGAACAGGGCUGCCUUCAGAUGUCUUUUAACGAUAGGAUAGCUGCUUAUUUCCUUCAUAUCUGAGGUGAGGGUGUUCCACAGGGUGGGCGCCACCACCGAGAAGGCCCUCUGUCUGGUUCAUUACAACCUCACUUCUCGUAAUGAGGGAACCACCAGAAGGCCCUUGGCGCUGGACCUCAGUGUCCGGGCUGAACGAUGGGGGUGGAGACGCUCCUUCAGGUAUACAGGACCGAGGCCAUUUAGGGCUUUAAAGUUCAGCACCAACACUUUGAAUUGUGCUUGGAAACAUACUGGGAGUUUAUAACUUUAUUCUAAGACUCCCAACUAGGGCCUCAGACAAGCUCUGCACGGGCCCGGUCACACCCUUAGCUCUCAUGUUAACAUCAACAGGACUUUAAAGGUGUUUCAUUUUGGAUUACCACACCCUAUAUACGUAUGUAUACUGAAUUAUAAUUACUAUCUUCCUCCCAGCUUAGCGAUGAGCCACCUGUUGCCCCUGGGCCGUGCAGCGCUUCUCUCAGGUUCAGGGUGGUUGGGAGGUAUGGGGCAUUCUUGACAUGACAGUUUAAGUCUGGCGUGCCCCUGGUGGAGGGGCCCUGGUCAGCUUAGCCCCGUGGGGUCUAGGGCAAGUGUACCUGUCUUCCCCCAUCCCUCUUCAUGGGCCUGCCUCCCUCCUUCAGAGUUCUCGGACUCUGACUAUCAACUUCCCAGCAGCCUUCUGGCUCCCACACCACUUCAAAAUUCACUAACAUCAUCAGCUACAAUCAAACGUGAUUCAAAUUAUCGUUCAUGACUCGUUUGCCUUUUUGUUGCUGUUGACAAUAGGUUCAGGAUUUGGAGCAGCUACAAAGGCCAUGUGCUUAGGGAUGAAAUACUGGAAGCCUGACAGGCUGGAAACUCUCAUUGAAGUGAGCAUUGAAGUUGGACGAAUGACUCAUAACCAUCCUACAGGUAAUGUCUAUGGAAAUCAACCUGUUUUGGUUAGGAUGUACUGACUCUGGGUUGCCCUGCCCCUUGCAAGACUGGCACUCCUGCCAAAGCUCUGGUUGAUCUGUGUGUGCGGCUUGAGGUCUGUUAACAGCAUUUGAAGGCAAUUGAAAAAAAUGCAAGUAGCACAGAACGCAGUUGCCAGGUUGUUGACAGAGACGGGGCAAUCUCAACAUAAAACACCAGUCAUGGUGAGCUCCCGUUGCUCUGUCCCAGUUCCUGCCAACCUAGCAGUUCAAAAGCAUGCCAGUGCAAGUAGAUAAAUAGGUACCACUGCGGCAGGAAGGUAAACGGUGUUUCCGUCCGCUCUGGCACUAGUCACGGUGUCCCAUUGUGCCAGUAGCAUUUUAGUCAUGCUGGCCACAUGUCUUGGAAAGCUGUGUGUGAAGAAAUACCAGCUCCCUCGGUGAGAUGUGCGAGAUGUGCCACAACCCCAUAGUUGCAUUUGACUGGACUCAGCCAGCCAGGGGUCCUUUACCUUUUAUAUUUUUACCUUACCUGCACUAAUUGCCAAUUUGUUUCCAAGUCAAAUUCAAAGUACUGGUUUUGAUUUUUCAAAGUAUUGCAUGGCUUGGGAGCUCAGUACCUCGAGGACGACCUUUCUCCAUAUGAAUCUACCUCGAUUUGAAGAAGGGAAUCUCUGUAUGUUCCCUGCAAAGAUGUUCAGAGGGUGGCAAUAGGAAAACAGAUGUUUUCUGUGGUAGUCCUAUUCUUAUGGGACACUCUCCUCUUGGAAGCUUGUCUGCUGCUAACAUUGUCAUCUUUUCAGCACCAGGAGAAGAUGUAUUUAUUUUUCUGGCAUUUACCCAACAAUAACAGUCUGGCUUUUAGCAGCUAUUUCUUUUGGGACCAUUCUUGGAUGGUAUGGUUGCUUGUAAGUGAUUAUUGUAGGAGAACACAUUUAGUAUGUUGCAUUGUUUUAUAUGGACAUGUCUCUUAUAGAUUUUUUUCUUUUGCAAGUUGCUUCAAGACUUCUUUGAUGGUGGGAAACAACACAUAAAUUCAAUAAACUAAAUUGUAUUCAAUAAACUACACUUACCCUGUGUUCUCCUCAUAAUGCAGGGGUGGAGAGACACUUGCAGGGGAAAGCUGGUGGGUGGGGAGAGGUGCUUAACCCUUCUCUGCCCUUCAGUUUCCCCUUGCAAAUGGCCCUGUGUAGUUUUUAAUAGUUCCCUGUCCUCAUCUGGGCUCCUAAACUGGAAGGAAGCCCAGUCAAGGGGGUGGGGGUGGGUGGAUUGCAGUACCAUUUGGACAGAGGAAACCUAAUAUAGUGGUUCAAGUAUGAAACAGGAAAGAAAUGCGUGUACACACACAACAAAUUUAACAUGUUCACCUUGAAGCUCCUAUUGUUUCAGUGGGCAUAACUCUCAAAUUAGCAUACAUAGGCCUGUAGCAAACUUAAGGUGCUUUUUGCUCAGGGCAGUUGUGGCUGGAGCUUUGCCUGCAUAAGUGCUUGGGGGCUCUUUCUUGCAAGGAUUCUGCAGUGUGCCAUAUCACAAUUGCAAUAUGUCAGAUUCAAGUUCUGCACUAAAAGCACACACACCCCAACUGCAAUUCUUGAUGCAUGAAGAUAGGAAUAGGGGUGUGAGCACUGGAGGAAAAAAGGGGGAGGAGGAAAGACAAUAAAAGCGCUAAUAGGAUGGCUGGACCAAUAGGAAGAAGAAGGAGCAGGUUGGAGAACCACUGGCAGUAAAGACAAACCUCAGCUUGACUAUAUCUCCUACUUCUGAGAUCUGGGGGGGAUGAGGAAAUGUUGUUUCUCCCAGCCAGCCAGCCACACUCAUUUAUGACUCUUCCUCUUUCUCUAUCCACUAGCCUGGUAAGUGGAACAGCAGUGGUCUGCAAUCUGAGAGCCAUUGCUUGGGGCACACAUCUGUUCUGCAGCUUCACCUGCCAUCAGUCUGGGGGGGGGGAACAAUGCAAUAUGCCCACCAUCAGAAUUGCAAAAUUACUGUAGGUCAGUAGAAGCAAUAACCAGAAACAGUUGCAUUCUGAGACCAGGUUAGGCUGUAGUCCAGUCUGACAUGAAAACAGUGACACCGUGCAAAACCACUGGUUAAUCAGAGCAAGAAACUUUUAUGGUUAAACUUCUGAUCAAUCUGUUUUAGGGCUGUUCAUACAGAGUUCAACAUGCAACAUAUUAUGAAUUCCUUUUAAUUUUCAGCAGUUCGUUUUCAUGAUUUACAUUUUCGGUAGCUCUAAGGGCCACAAAAGCAGUUGUUUUAAACCUAUGCACCAUUCUAAUGUUAUCCUCAUUAAGAUCAGUUGGACAUGUAAAAGAAGUCAUCACCCUGGAAUGUUAAUCUCAGCCAACAAUCAUCACAUAUCAGAUGGCUCCCUCCUAAGUAGAGACACAAGUUGUAAGUCAUACGUAUUUGCUGAAGUAUUCCAUUAUGCCAGUUCUCCCCAAUCUUGUUUCAUUACUUUAAAUGAUAAAUGCUCACACAAUCUUGCUUGUUUUCUAGGUUUUAAAAUGGCAAAAUAAAGUUGCAGACUAUGUGACUUUUAAGUGUUUGGCACACUACAUGAAGGAUCUGUAUUGAAUGCUAAGGAUGACAGGGAUUACUUGGAUUCAGUAAAUCUAUCAGAAUUGUCACCUUAUUUAUUUUUUUAAACUCAUGCGCUUUUAUUGGCAGUCUAGCUCUCAGGAAUAGAGUAGAUGAAGCAUCUCCUCCAGUGGAGAUUAAAUGGUGGAAAAAAGGCUCACAUGGUUUCUGUGUUAUAAAGGCACAGUAUCUCAACACGAUACAUCACUAAAAUAACAGGCACAUUGUAAUUAACACAACAGCCAAAUCGCUCAUUCUUUGGAGGACAUCAAUGCCAGAAUCAAAAAGGAAAAGUAAUUGUCCGAAGCAGUGCCACCAACACUUGACCAGCAUUUCAUAGGGGAAACCUCUAACUAAAAAUCCCCAUUUAAAAUAAGCAAAUAGAAAAAGAACCUACCCAAGUGAGGCUGGCAGAAACCUCCACACAUACCCUCUGUAAAAGAAUCAGGCAGAGGGCCUUCUCAGUAGUGGCACCCUCUCUGGAACGCCUCUCUUUGGUCAGGGGUUGAAAGUAGUGAUGAAGGCUGCAAUCCUAACUCCACUUGACCUAAGAAUAAACCCUUCUGGGUUCAACAGGACUUCUGAGUAGGCAUUGCACCAGUCAGUUAUAUACACAUACAGUAAUGCUAUUUGAAGUUCAAUACCUGUUUUAUAGGGAACAAAAAAAUAUUCCCGAAGAAAGGCAUAUAGCUUGAAAUGUGUGCAUGUUGUCUUUCUUUGAGCUUAAUAAACGUAGUUUCUUAUGCAUCUGUACGCUGAUUUCUCCUCCUUUUUGGUGCUACUUGGUGCCAUCGUCAUCACCAUUUUUCUAUGCUCCUUUCAGGGUUUUUAGGAUCACUGUGCACAGCUCUGUUUGUUUCAUAUGCAAUACAAGGAAAGCCACUGGUGCAGUGGGGAAGAGAAAUGAUGAAGGUUGUCCCAAUGGCUGAAGAAUACUGCAAGAAGACAAUUCGGCACAUGGCAGGUAACACUGCACAAUAUGCAAUUGCAAAUUCACACGUAAGGUGCAUAAUUGAAGUGUUUAUGCUCUGGUAGCUUAAUUUCCCUAACUGCCAUUUCAGGUGUCUGAACUCAGAAGGUUUUAUCAUGAGCCUAGAGAAAGAGAGAUGCUACUUGUCAAAUGAGCGGAUAGGGACAAGGACGUUACUGCCCCUGUGGCUUCCUUUUUAAUCUCCAUCUUACCCAAAAGGGUUCUUAAUGAAUCACCCCUGUAGGGAAUAGACAGGGUGAAGAAGAACAAUCAAGUACCUUCUGAUCCUCAACAGCCUCACUCCUGUCCCUUUUAAAUGUAUCCUAGUGUUUUGAAAUGUUUUAACUCAUAAUGCCAGUAAAGGUGUUUGUGUUUGUCAAUUUGCUACCUGUCCCUCUUCUCUGAAUCCUUGCUCUAGGAAUAUACCUAUAUGCACAAUUUUUAAAAACGAAACCCAUAUUUGGAUAGUGAUGCAGGCGACUACUGACAAAUAAUAGGCCCUGUGUUCUUUCUCAGAAGUUCUCUGGCUUUUAGCUAAACUUCUUCUUCUUCUUCUUCUUCUUCUUCUUCUCCUCCUCCUCCUCCUCCUCCUCCUCCUCCUCCUCCUCCUCUUCUUCUUCUUCUUCUUCUUCUUCUUCUUCUCCUCCUCCUCCUCCUCCUCCUCCUCCUCCUCCUCCUCCUCCUUCUUCUUCUUCUUCUUCUUCUCCUCCUCCUCCUCCUCCUCCUCCUCCUCCUCCUCCUGACUAGACCAGGUGCAGGAUUAAGUUGUAUAGGUCUGGUCUGCUUUUGACAGAAGGAUGCUGUCACUCUUCUUGCACGAUUCCAACCCUGAGUAAAAUAUGCAAGACUCCUAAAGCAUGCAUCUGUCAUUAUGGAGUGGAGUGAAGUGCAAUGCUAUUUUAGAAAUAAAUAAAGGGGACGACAUUUUAAAAAGCCUGCCUGAAACAAAUGUGAGCCCCUUUUCUCAAGGGAUCUCUCCUUUUGAAUUAUUCAUUCAAUUUCUUUUGUUUUUGUUUUCUUUAAAAAAAGCACAUUUGUUUAAUGUUUCCUGUUCUGCAUAUUCUCACUCUGUAGUUCUCAGAGGCAACUUUACUGCUAGGUAGCCACAAGUGAUCACCUGUGGUAGCACUUAGUACAGACAGAUGUUUGCUAUAUGCUGCAGAAGAUGAUGCCUAGAACUUCUUUGACAAAAGUCAGCCUUCUGCUCAGGGACAGCAUAGUGCAAAGGGUUUCAGGGCUGUAAAGAAGAAAGGAAGGGGAAUGAAGCAAGGGAAAGAUGGGGAGGAAAACCAUAUGUCUAAGGCCAUAGGUAAAUAACAAGAGGCUAGUAAGAAGCAUCUCUCAAGUGCCUUUGGGGGGAAUCCCAAAAGCAGAAAGCUGAGCAAUGUGACUGUGAGGGAACAGGUGUUGGGAGGGAAGAUCCUGACUGAGCAAAUAGUCAGGUAGGUGGAUGAAAAUGACUGGCAGGUCAAGGAUUUCCAGGAUCAGCUGUGAUACAGAAUGUGCGACAUCAGAGUUUCACCUACUUAAAAGGCCUAAGGUAUCCCUGGCUCCCUCCGGAUUGCAACAAGAGAUAAAGUAACUUUUCAGUCAGCAGAGAUCAGUAAGCUAUUUGCAGGUAAUAAAAUUGUAUUUUUGUUCCUGUCUUCAAAGUGCAAGUGGUACACAUACUGAGAAAAUGAGCAUAGCCUGCCUUUCUCAAACUGAAGCAACUUCACAAAUGACUUUUUCAUAAUCAGCAGCAAUCUGGUGUUUAGAAAAAAAAAAGUUUUCCUCCAGACCAGCCUUUCUCAACCUUGAGUCUCCAGAUGUUUUGGGACUACAGCUCCCAGCUUCCCUGUCCACUGGUCCUACUAGCUUAAGGAUGAUGGGAGUUGUAUUCCAACAACAUAUGAGGACCAAAGGUUGAGAACAGCUGCUCUAGACUCAGUAUAUAAACUGUGCUGCAAAUGUUUGUUUUGCUACAGAUACAGUGAUUCAGGAAGGUAUGCUGAAUAUUGGUGGCGGAAACAAAGCUACAGCAAUGGAUGCUGCAGAAGUGGCAGGGAUGUUGCUUCCUGUAGGAAAAUGUUUCAUGUGAAGCACCACCAGUUUACAAAGUGCACCCUCUCUACUUUUAAGCAUCUUUUGGGUGCAUACUCGGAAAAAGCUGCACAAAUGGGUAGAGAUGCCCAUCUUAGUUUAUUUGCAGAGGCUGCCUUCUGAAGAUCAUACAGAAAAAGAAAAAAAAAGGUGUUACUGCCAGCUGCCUUAUCAGGUAGCAUACAGCCUGCACUCAAAAUAGCUCCUGUUGAGACUUGGGAGGGCUUCUUAUGCUUUUUCUCAGUAUUCAGGACCCAGUAGUAAUUGCUGAAUGGACUACAGUAAAAGUUUGUUUGUAGGUUUAAUAGACUCUGUGAUCUUCAUUCUGGUUUUCCAAAAUGUGUGUCUGGUGGCCCUAUUUAUUUGUAUUUAAAUCUAUUGUAUUAAAAUCUAUCCCCCCCUUUUUUUUACAUUGUGAAGAUAAGCUAAUUAGUAUUGUUGAGAGGCUAAGAAUAGUUGGACAGGUUUUAUUUAAUUUUCUUCAUGAGAGUUCUGUAAAUUGGAUUUUGUCAUUCAUGAUGUUGCACUGAAAGAACCUAUUCAAGAUUAAAUGUACCAUAAUUAAUUUGUUUUUCAUUCAGAAUAUCAGGAGCAUUGGUUUUACUAUGAAGCGAAAUGGCAAUUUUACUUGGAGGAGAGAGAAAUCAAUGAAGACAACCAGAAUAAACCCAACUUUCCUGACAAUUAUGAUGCUGAGGAAAGAGAAAAGGUAAACUCUUCAACCAAAAAUUCUGAAAGUAUUGGGGACAAAUAUGUACUGAUACUUUUCCAUCUGAAAGUGGGUCCUAUUUUCUUUAAUUUAGAAACAAUUGCAACCAAGUACCAUAAAAUGGUUUACUGAAUGACUCAAGCCUAUGGGAUAAAUAUUAGAUUGGUGCUAGGUUUAGUGUAGGGGUGGACUUCUAUAUAUGAUUGCAGUCCAAUUCCCAUCAGCCCCAUUAUAGACAUUGGCCAGGGAUGAUGGAAGUCGGGAUCCAGCAGCUCUUGAAGUUGCUGGAUCAACUUCAUAUUCCAUGUGAGAUGGGGAAUAGGAGAUCCAAGGUCACACCAUUGCAGCUGGAGGUGAAGGGAAGAGCCAGCAGUGUAGCUUAAUGCUGUCAAAAUAUUGGGUUCCAGAUGUGGCAGCUAAUGUGCAGAUGGUCUAGAACGACACACAUUGCAGUUCAAAGCAGGAAAAAGAUCAGGUUACAGAGGUAGAAUGUGGGAAAUGGUGGAAAGCAGACAUUCUGGCAGUCUCCUCAACAGAAAAACAGUAUGCUUAGAUUGGGGAGCAGAAUCUAACAAAGCUGAGGUUUUAUAGGGUCAGAUGGAACUGAAUUAGCUGUCCAGGUCACCAAGCAGAUGCUGAGGUUGGGUAGCAAGGACUGUCAACGUGCCUCUAGCAAUCUAAUUCUGCCUACCACUCUUUCAGCAGACAUGCUAAGUUGGUGGCACAAGAGGUAAGAUGUCUAUGUCUGCUUGCUGGUGGCUCCAAUUAUAUAUCCCAGGCACUCUAUGAAAGCUGCAGUUUCUUCAGACCUGUGCGCUGCUGUGCUCUCUUUAUUUUCUUAACUGAGAUCUGAUUCAAAUGCUAUGACUAUCGUACUCCUGCAUGACAAUGACUCCACGGGGUGCCUCUGACAUUUGAAACCCCCUCACCACCUGUCUCAUCUGGGUUGCAUAGAUAGUCUUCAUUACAAUGCCAGUAUUCUUUAAUGCAUUAUCCCAGUGUACGAAGAUUAUCCACAAGAUCAGGUGACCUACCUUGUGAAAUGGCUCUCUUGUCACUCAUGCAAGCCCUUUCCUCACCAGUAUUCCAUACAAAGUUACAAUAUGCACAAUCCAUUCUGUUACUUGGAGACUUGCCCCAAACAGAUUGCACCCAAGUAAAAGGCAACAGCACUUAAAUAGGAUGCAAAUUUUGCCAAGAACAUUAUGGUAGUAUCUACUUACAUUUCAGCAUUUCACGAAGUUGCAGUACAGCAGAAGCUGCUGUUAGAAAAACUAUUACUAAGAAUUCCAGUAUCAUCACUGGAUGUAGAUGUGACAAUUGCUUAGCGGUCAGGAUGUUUGUUUACUUGGGGCACCACUUAUAGUACAUUAAGAUCUUCUAUAUGGCCUUUGUUGCUCAUUCUGUGAAGGCUACAGCUUUCAAAAAACGUUGGCUAACUGUGACCUUCUUCUGUAGAAAUAUACAUGUAUGCUCAGUAUAAUGUGAUACCCAUGCAGGAAACCAUCAUCUGUGCAAUAAGGACCUUCAAUCAGCAGAUAGGACAAGUCCCGGUUAAAACUUUCUGGAUCACACACUGUCUCUCUGUCUCUCUAUUUUCUCCACCUCUUUACAGAAAGUGUUCAACGGUCAGUGAAUGAAAUAAAAAGGUUUGCCAAGAACAACAAAAACGGUAACAUGCAGUUCCCUCUCUGAGGAAGCAACCUUGUGGGAUUCCACAUUUUUAUAGACCUAAGUGAUAAACUGUAGGCAAGUUUUGAAAACGCAUAGGCAGUGUUGCAAAUGCCAUCAUGGUAAUGUCAGAGAAGCAAAUGACAUCAUCAUCACCAUCACCACCAUCUUCAUCAUACAGUAAUCUCAGAUAAACUGAUGGAGGCAAAUGGAAUCCUUAUUUGUGAAGGAACCCAAGAAAGAUGAGCUAUCUAAGAGAUUGCCUUAAUGUGGUUCCCCCAAAGCCAAGAAAGGCCAUUUUCAUCUUGUUUCAGAUUAAAUAUUUUUUUAAAGAAAUAUUUAAUGUAUGCUAAAGCAAGGCUUGACUACACACAGAAAUAAGGAAUGAGCAAAUGUCGCUCCAAUAUUUUUAAAAAGAAACAAAAAAGGGAGUAUUUUAAAGCACAAUCUGCAAUUUACCUCAUGUUUCUGUGCCAUGCUAUGAAAAGAAAAAGAAAAAAGGCAAAGUAAAAGAGUGGCAUUUAAAUCUGUAUAUUCUGGGUUGCGUUGCCAUCAAAUUCACCCAACCAAACUCAUUAAUUAUCCAUUCAGACUUAUAGGAGAUGGAGUUCUGAAGGUCGUGGUGGAAGGAGAGGUCAUGAUGCUCCCAUGAUUGCAUAUGAUGCUCUCUUAGGAUGUGGUAGUGAUUGGACCGAGCUCUGCAACCGGGCAAUGUUCCAUGGCGGUGAGUAAUCUAGUAGUUCCUUCAUGUCGGUUCCUUAUAACCAUAACAGCAAAAUAUAUUCGGCAUACAUACCAUUAUAAUUUUUGAUUAGGGUCAGUUUGGCUACAUUAGGUGACUCACUAAUAAUUCUAGCUCUUUCCACUUACUACAAUCAUUGAAGUAUCUUGCAUCUAAAGCACUUGUUGUACUUUCCAAUUACAGUGGUACCUCAGGUAACAUACGCUUCAGGUUACAGACUCCGCUAACCCAGAAAUAGUGCUUCAGGUUAAGAACUUUGCUUCAGGAUGAGAACAAAAAUCGUGCUCCGGCGGCGCAGCAGCAGCAGGAGGCCCCAUUAGCUAAAGUGGUGCUUCAGGUUAAGAACAGUUUCAGGUUAAGUACGGACCUCUGGAACGAAUUAAGUACUUCACUUGAGGUACCACUGUAGUAAUUAUUGCAGUAAUGUUGUGCUGGUUGGGAAAAGCUUCAUUUCUUAUUCCCAUAAAGGAAGUGGCAAUCCUACUAUCAAAGAAAAGUUAAGCCACAGGAAUUGUGAGGUGUGUUUUUUUAAUCUACGAAAGCUUAUAUGGUCUACACCUAUGUUUCACAACUAGUUUUACAGCAGGAAGGAGAUGACAGGCAAAGUGGCAAAGUUUGUUAAAGGCACUGGCCUUAACAAGCUGUGGUUCCCAUAAUUCUUUAGGAGAAGUCAUGACUGCUAAAGUAGCCUAAGAGUGCUUUAAAGGUAUGAUGUGAUUGUGACAUGAAAGACCAAUUGUCAGCAUGGGAAUUGGGCAUGUCUUCUUUGGGCUGUUUCCACCUUAGAGUUGUUUCCCCCCCGCCCCAGUGACUUUUUUAAAUGUUUCUGCCAACCUGAUACUUGUCUCUUGGUGGUGCCAAUUUGGACCAGCGCUCAGAGAACUGAGAUUGCUCUUAAUAUAGAUGAUAUUAUUUCACGGAGAAGCUAAAAGGGCAUGCAACUGGGUUCUCGUUUCUGCUUUAUUUUACAGGUGAGAGUGCAGCAACUGGAACUAUUGCUGGCUGUUUGUAUGGCUUGCUUUAUGGGCUCAACAAGGUCCCUAAAGGCUUGUACCAGGAUCUUGAACAGAGGGAGAAGCUAGAAAACUUGGGAGAGGCUCUCUUCCGACUAUCUUCAGAGGAAAAGUAAAGAUGUUUUUGCCAUUUCAUUUUAUUUUUAAAAAGAUUAUAUUAUACCCUGCAGCCAAAUUCCUAAGAAGCAACUCUAAACAGAUUUGUAAAAAUUCAGGAAAAGAAUUGUCUGCCCCUAAGUCUCAGUGAAGUCACACUGUCUUUAACAUGAUGUUAUUUUAUUCAUUUACUCUGAAGUACUCCCACUACUCCACAGAUAGGAGUUUCUUGACCCGACAUAAGGGCCAGUCCACACAUUACAUUUUUGUUAGCAAAUAUAGGGACAGAAUUAGCUGCAGCUAAGUGUACAUUGGGUUGCAAAUCUAUAUUUCCAUGUAAUGUGUGGAAAACUCCCAAACUAUGCCAAUAUUGUUGCAGGCAGCAUUAUAAAAUGCUGCGCAGAGGUAGAAUAGUAGAAUUAUACUAUUAAAUUUAUUGUAAGCCACUCCAAUAAUUUAUUUGAAGAAAAGGGUAUAGUAAAUAAAAUAGAUUAAGGGUAUUUAAAUUCUGUCAGUAUUCAAUACUUAAGAAUGUCUUCUAAUAUUAAUUAAUAUUAAUCAUACUACUUUAAUUAUAGCACCUUGGCAUUAUAAUUCUUGGGGGGAUGAAGCAGUUUAAUAACCCAUUUUUGUUAUAAAAUUCUGCAUCACAUCAAAAUGUGACUGCAUGUACACAUAUGCCAAUAAUAUAUAUGUAAAACUAAUGCUGUCUGCACCCCUAUUUAAGGCAAACUAAUUUUAUCACCCUUUGAAGGAAGUUUAUCUGAGAUUCUAUUUCUCCAGUCCAUUUUUAUGCACUCUUUCCAGUUUCCUCUCAACUCCGUAAUAUCGACGUUUCUGUGAUAUCACCUAACUGAAAAUCAAUUAAAUGUAUAUCCUUUUUCAGAACUGUAGUGCCUAAAUAUUCUAGGAAGUUAUCUGAGAUUUAGCAGAACACAAAUAUAUAUAUAUAUGCAAUGUAACAAAACACAACUCUACAACUAUUCCUGGCUUCCUAUAUAUUUUUGUGGUGAUUCCCCCCCCCCCAAGAAAAAACCUUUACAAACUUUUUAAUGAUUUGGGUGGCUAAAAUACUUGUAAAUAAAUUAAUCUUAUGCCUCUUCAUAAGCAUCAUUCAUUAUUUUGACAUUGUGUGCAUUGCAUGUUACUGUGUCAUUGCUGGAAUUCUUGCUUGCAGUUGUCACUAAGUCAUUGUUGGUCAAGGUUACAGUGAGUUUCUUGGUGCUGAGAAUCUCUUCUACUACAAAAUCUAGAAAGUGUUGUUCUGGUGUAGAAAGAUGUAGGAUAUAUAGUGGCAGAUAAAGAGUUUCAAAGUUAGUGGGUUGGAUCCAGACUGAGGCUGCAAUCUUACAUACAUUCAACUUGGAGUAAGUUCUGUUGAUUUCAAUGUGGUUUUCUUCUGAGUAAAUAUGGAGAUGGCUGGUAGUUGUGGCAUAAGUUAAGAGCAUUUAGAUUCUGUUAAAAUCAAUAUAGAAAGUUAGUAAUGACUAAUUUAAGUCCUACUGAUUUCCAUUGGACUUAAAGUGUGACCAAGGUUGGCACUCAACUAAGUCUUACUCAGAGUAGACCCACUGAAAUGAAUGGGCCUCACUUAGUCAUGUUCAUUCAUUUCAAUCGGUCUACCCAGAGUUGAAUCUAGUUGAAUACCACAUAAACAGUGCAAGUCUUACCAUGUCUACUCAGAAGUAAGUCCUAUUCAAUUGGGCUUACGAGUUCCAGGUGAGUAGGAUGGAUUGCAGCCUAACCUAGUCUAGAUGCAACCAAGGCAGCAGAUAUCCCUGUGUAGAUUUUUAUUCCCUCCGUUGUUCCUGAUGUAGAUCUUCACUCAUCCCUUCUUCCGUGGUGGUAGGAGGCAUGCCAUUUUGUGGUUUACCUCAGGUGCCAAAAUGUAUUGGGCCAGCCCUUUGUGUAAAUUUUGACAUACACUGCCAGCUUCCACCUUAGUUCUUCACUGUGGUCAGGUCCUUCACUCUCUCCUGAAAUUUUAAGGUGUUUUGCCAGUCAGAGGUUGACUCCCAAAUGAAAAUACACUGCUGGCCUCUUUCUUCUUCUCCAUGUUGAACGUACUCUCUUAAACAGUCACCUUGUACGUUGUAACAGUAACCUUGUAACUAUGAAUAGUGACUGAGGCAGCCUACAAAACAAUCUCUGUAUAAUAUGAUCCAAAUUAUGAAGCCGCAUUUGCUGUUUUAUAUUAUUACCUUUGUUUCAAAGCAGUGCCUUGGGCAGUUUAUUUUAUAUGCCCCCAAUCUAUUUUAACUUUCUGAGUAAACCGCUUUGAAGUCCGAUUGAUUUCUGAUAUCAACUUUGUGCCUCAGUCCCCUUUUACAGUAAAUAGGAUGUAUAGACCGUUCCUAUGUACUUUUACUAAGAAGUAGCCACCACAGUUCAGUGUGACUUUACUUCCUAGUAAUCAUGCAUAGGAUUGCAUUCCUAACACAUAACUUUAAUUCUUUCCAUAGAAUACCCAUUCCUAACCCUUUGUCAGCAGCUAUACUUAGUUGCCCUAAGAGUAUAUGCAAUUUGCUUUCAUUUGUUGAAACUGCUGAAGUGAAGAAUAUAGGUGCUGAAACAUACAAACAGGUCAUUCAUGACAAGACACUGAUUUAAUUCUGGCCAGGAAAGAAAAAGGAAUUUGCCAUAUCAUUAGCAAAUCUCUAAUGUGAUCUUUGGGUUCUUAUGUUACCACAGCAGCAUAGGAAAGUUUCCUCACUGCUGAGGUAACACUGAAGUGAGUCCUAUGGACUCUGACCCACAGUGUGAGUUCUUUGUUUAAGAUUGAAAUUUUCUGCCUCUUGACACCAGAAGACAAUUAAAUGAGACCCAGGCCCACAAUGCUGGUUUCAAGACCUCCUGAAUAUGCCUUUUGUGUGUGGGCGUUGAUGAAACAAGGAUUUCAUAUGGGGGAGGGAUUGGAGAGGGACUGAAGAAAUGGGGAACAGAUAUUUCCCCUUCAUUCCCGAAGCUAGAUUUAUAAAUGCAUCAUAGUCUUUGUUUGAAAUAAAACUCUUGAUGUGUUCUUUCCAUCUGAAGGCUCCUAUAACUUGAAAGGGCAAAUUUUUUAAAUCAUCGGGUAUAUUUAAUAUUCAUCCUUGAAUUCAUACUUCGGUAACGGGAAGAGAAUCCAGUGAGUGACAUGGCUUGAGAUUAACACCAGUUCCAAUAAAUCCAAACCUUGAAUCAGUGACGUUAUCCAUUCUUUCAUGUGUGCGUCAGGCAUGGCCUCAGCAGAAGCUGCUUUUUAUAAAAGUGUUGUAUACGUGUGUUGUCAUGCAAUGGGGAAAACCCCAAAACACAGUGACAUCUAGCUGUUCAUCCUUAUCCUCAUAUGCUGCAUAUUGUUUGUUGUAUUCAGUGCUGGCCAACUGUCAAAGUUUUCAUUGCUUUGUAGUCUUUUUUUUUCCAUUAUGACAAUGGUAAUUAUAAGCAGAACCUGUGAUGUUGAGCACAACUGUUUCAUUCAGAUGUUCUUGUGUGCAAUGUUUACCUGUGAGAAAAGCUCUGAGGCCUAGAUUUUGCCAUCUUCAUUUACAAGCAGAGGGGUGAGGGGCAGUCUGCCACUUACAUGGGAUACUGUUCUUCAGGAACAUCUAUAUUUCUGGUUAUUGUGAGGUAUAAAAAAGUCACCAUAACAUGUGCUGUUAAAAUGCAACGUUGUUGUGUGUAUUUCUGUCUGAAGAUCUAUCUCUCCAAAAAGCAGUCUUUUGAUGCUUGCUGUGAAAUCUCUUUCUGCUCCUCCCUCCUUCAAACUUGAGCUGGCAUCCCUGUUGAUAGGACAUGACCAUUAAAAGUACCUUUUUUUAAAAACCACAAAGCAACAACAACUCUUCAUAAAAUGUCACAGCUUGUUGAGAAAGGAAAAAAAUAAAUAAAUGGUUGACUAUCUUAUAGUGAUGUGGAUGGCAGAAUCUAUCUGAAUUUAGCAGCUUAUGUUGCUUCUCGAAAUCAGAAAAGCACCUUCAUUGUAUGGUCUGGGCAUCUUACGUGGUAAGGAUGAACUCCUGAUCUGCUGGAAUCAAAGCUGGCAUUUGCCCUUGCAUUCACCAGUGCCAGGAUUUCAUCCCAAGGCGAUUUGUUGUCUUGCUUUUGCUUGUAUAUGAAGAGGUAUAAAAACUUAAUACUGUCCUGGUAUGCAGACUGAAUCCCAUUCACAUACUACUUUAUUAUUACGUGAAUUAACCUUCCAAGUUUUUUUAUGGUGCUAGAAAGUUGAAACCUCUGGUGCAUUUUCCCCCCUCCGGGCUAUUGUCUAUUACUGUUGACUUCACCAUGUAGCUUUCACACUGAGUUCACUAUUUUAUUUAGUAACUGAUCCUCACCAGUUAAUGCAUUUCCUAAAUCCUCAGCUGCCUGUAGGCCUAAUUCUUCAAACAGAAGUAGGCUUAUAACCAUGCCAGACUUCUAUCUCUACCCAUGUUAAUAAAUGAAAGGAUAGAGAGGUCAAUUGAUACUGUGUUGGAUAUCAUGGUAUACAAUGCUUUUAUCUCUGGCUUUCCUGAUUUCAUUGGGAUUCAGAAAAGGGAUUUUAAGAGAACAUUUCCCCGCAUAAUUGAUGGGAAAGCAGGUCAGAUUUUCGCUUAGGACUAGAUGGAUUUUAUUACACAGUGGAAUGCUGCAAGCUUUCAAACUUUGCUAGCUCCCUAUAGAGAGCAGGCCAGGCUCCAAAGCGUUCUGUGCAUUAAAAAGUAGGAUUUGGACUUGCAUUUCUCAAACAGUAUCUUCAUCACAUCCUACUAUCAGAUGACAAACUGCAUUAGAAACUGAGGGUUUCAAUAGUAUGGCAUGAGAGUCGGUUGAAAUAAAACAAGUUUUUUUGUUUUGUUUUUUAAACCCCACUGAAUGAAUGAACUAUGUAAUCUUUUGCUAGUAUCCUGUUCCUCUCUGGUUUCUGCCCCUUUCAGAAAUGCACAGGAUUUAAAAAAAAAAUACAGACAGAACCUCACACUACAUAGUGUCAUGCUCCAGACAUGACACAUAGUCAUAUUUUGUUUUCUGGUACUUCAGCUGCAUGUUAAGCCACUAUGCCAUUAUUUGGAAUGUGCCUGCAGAGGCGCAUCCUGUGUUUCAAAGAAAGUUUAAAAAAACACCACUCUGUGCUAAUACUAUGUAUGCUUACUGUUCAUAACAGCCAUUCCUGGACAGGUAUCAGCAAUCAUCUGUUAAUAACAGUCAUGGCUAAGACAACUGUUGUAUAUCAUCUUCUGCACUGGAUAAAUGUGCCUGGCACAUUAAGAGGAGUGCCGAUGUAAUUUUACUUCUAAAAUUAAUGCUCAUUUUUUAUUAUGCAUAUAUUAUGGUUUUUCACUUUUAAAAAAACCUGUUGAUUUUAUCUAUAUCUUGAUACAUUUUAUUAUGUCUACCUGUUUUUAAGUUUACUUUUCUUGGUAAUAUGAGUAUUUUAUACUGUGUGUUUUUUUAAGGAGGAGGACUGUAGUUCAGUGGUAGAGCACCUGUAUUUCAUGCAGAAGGUCUUAAGGUCAAUCUCUGGCAACUCCAGAUAGGGCUGAAAGACACCCUUGCCUAAAAUUCUGAACAGCCAUUUCCUGUCAGUGUUGACAGUCCUGAGCUAGAUGGACUUAUUGCCUGACUCAGGCAAGUUCCUGUGUAAAAAUAAAAAAUAAAGCGGUAUAUAAUCUUGUUUAAUAAAUAUAAACACAUUAAAACCAGUAAGGAAGUAAAAGCAAUGUUGAUGACUUUCCCUGGACAAAAACAACAACAUUCGUUUUCUUUUAUGCAGCAGAAGUAAAGGUACAAAGCUGGGCAGUGAUAAGGUGCUGGUUGACCCCAUAGUGCUGAAGAAGAAGCUCAGUAAGAUGUCCACAGAACUAGGUGCAUUUGCUGUCCUCAGCAGCCUUCUACUUUACCUCACAGACCUCCUAUCCAGCCAACCCCAGGUCGAGAGCAAGAAGGCCAAGUGGCUCGAAGGGAUAGAGAACAAGGUGAACUCGAGGCGCGAAUGCCAUAGCGCACAUGGCGGCAUUCGUCCCACCAAAUUCCAGCUUCUGCAAUCGAGGUUCAUGAACAACAACCGCGAGGCCUACAGGAAAAGGUCGAGAGAGGUUGGCAAGCUGGUCAUUAAAGAAAAGCAGAACAGAAAUGGGCUAAACUCCAUUGUAAGCAAGCUGGACAAAAGCUCCUCAAAAGAAGGAGAAAGCCCAGAGAUAACACCCCACGAUAAAGUCAAAUGGGUCUGCUCAACCGGGAAAAAUACUGUGAAGAAUAUCCUGAAGAAAUUCUUAGUUGCUGAGGAAAAAGAAGCUAAAGAAAGAGAAAAGCAGGUGGCUCCAAAAAAGAAGACCCCAAACGAUAACCUGCCCAAGAUAAUCAACAAAAACUCUGUCUUGUCCAAACUGAAAGAAAAGUUUGAACAAAGCAGUAAUAUCUGUUCAGCCAUUGAGGUGAAAUCUUUGCUGCCGCGCAAAGGCGAGAGAAAGAGCAAAAAGGGCCCAGAGAGAAAAAAGAUUUGCAAACCUGAAAUAAGAGUGCUUGAAAGGAAACUAAGGACAACCACAAUUGUCAACAGCCCUCAGCCUCAACAGCUGGUAUGCACAACUGUCCCUACACCUAAAUUCUGUGUUGCUACUGAAAUUAGUCACCCUUGGAGCUGGGCUACAAAUGCCAAGUCCACCACUCAGACUUCUGAAGUGGGGAGGCCAAAAGACACCCAGAAAGCACCUGGCAUUGGGUCUCAUGACAGCAGGAUACCAGAAAGCAUGACACAUAAAGGGCAACUAGGAGGACAGUUGCAAAACAAGCAUCAUGAAAUGUCUAAGGUGGUGGCUGACAAAAAGGACAUUGUCGAGAGUAAUGUAACUCCUACAAGCCCGGGUUCUAAUCAAGACAGUGUUCUUCCUUCAUGUGAAAAUGUGUCCCUUGUUGAUGGCAUUCCUCCUUUAUCUAAGAACAGCUUAGAUCACAAAGAGAACAUCAUACCGCCUGUGGAUGAUACCUUUUCCAGGUCCAGAGACAAAAAUGCAGCAAAAAUCAUGAGCAGAGAAAACAUACCUACUAACGACCUCUCUUCUAAUCCAGCUGAAGGAGUUCAUGUACAUAGUCACCAGGAAAUGAAAGAGGAUGGGAUUCCUGGCAUACCAGAAGGCAUGUUCAGGCCAAAGGAGACAGAAAUAGAAUUAGCAGAGCCUAUAAAAGAUCCCCCAUUCACCAGCCAAAAAUGUUUCUCUGAAAAGAAAGUGUUGGAAAAUAUUCCACCAUUUCUCUCUCCUGUAGCUCAGGCAUCUUGUAACAGAGAGCCUCCAAUAAAGGACCAGCAAUCAAGUGUUGAACCUGCAGCUGUUCACAAAAUGCCUCCGCUUAAGCCAAGUCAAGAUAACGCACAAAGUUUGGGGAGCACAUUUUCUGACACGGUUCAGAACAAAGAGAAGCUGCCUGAUAAGGAGGAACUAUUUCCUAGCCUUAACAAAAGCGACCAUGCGGGUAAAGCAAAAAAGGGAGUGCUACAGCCAUCGAGAAGCCAAGGUGAGCCAUCUGAUCAACAGGCAGAAAGGGAGCAUUUGCCCAAGGAGCCACAAUCACAUCCAAAGCUGAGCCAACAAAAUAACCCUAGCUCAAACAUAUCAAAACAGACUAUAGAUCAACCACACCAAACUCCUACUUCAAAUAGGAGCCAGAAAGACAACAAUGAUUUAAAAGGAAAUGAUUUUGAAAAAGAGCUUUGCCCUUUGACUGGCGAUUUAGAUAAAUCCAGCUGUGUUAGAGCAGCAGAGAAUACUAGCAAAGCUGAACUGCGCUCAGAUAAUGAAAAGACAAAUUCUGAAAACAAGAGCAAAAAGGGAAAUAGUAGCUUGAGCCAUUUGGAUACCCCUCAGAGGCUGCCGGAAGAAUUCAUCAGACACGAAACUGGCAAUCUGGAAAAGAAUCCUACACCUCCUUUUCAAAAAUCUCACUCAUCCUCACUAACUGACUCAGCAAAUCCAGAAGGCGAUACUCCAGAAGUCGACAGACCUUGGUGCAGUGUUGGAAACCUCCAAACCCCAACAUCAAAUGCAGUGAAAAAGAAAGAGAGCUGUAUUGUAAGAGAUAAUGCAGCCACUCCUAAUUCUGAGAAACACCACUUCCCUUCUCCAGCUGAAUUGCUGAAGCCCAAGGGGGCACCUGGGCAAGACAGCAAGCCAACAACAAGCAAUUUGUGCAAUGAUUUAAUUAAGAGUGAAAACCAUGCUGUAGAAGUUGAGGGUAUGAGUCCCCAGACCAGGAAGUAUCAACCAGCCUCAACAAAGGAGACUAGAAAGCGUGAAAUUAGUCCUGUAGGGGAGGCAAGCCCCGCGCACAAUGUGGAGAAGCAGCAGGUGCCCUUAGGAAACAAAACUGGGAAGCAGGAAAGCAUAAAAGUGAUGGCAGAAGUAAAGCCUGAGAAAAGCGGAUUUCCCUCCCCAAAUGAAACAGUAAAGCAGGGGAACAGUGAAGGAGGAGAAAGAAAUCUACUGAAAGAAGUACAAUGUCUAAUUCCAUCAUCUGUUGACAGAAAGGGGCAAGAUGACAAGGUAACAAAAGAGAAAAACUCUAUAGUGGGAGGUAAGAAGUUGGUGCGUAACUCCAAUAUGCCCCAGAAAUUAAUAAAAAGUGACCUUGCAGAGGGUGGUGGUGAAAGAGCAGGUUCACAGCAGCUGACCCCACCAAAGCAUAAACCUAGCAGGCCGGGAGUGUUACCUUCCCCAGAUAACUCAAAAUGUCAAACACCAUCAAGAGAUCCAGAAAAAGGUGGAACUGUUGCAUCAAAAGAUGAAAACGCUGCAAAACACCAGCUCUCCACACUCAAAGAACCAGUGAAGUGUGAUGAUAAUGCUAACCAAAGAAAUGCCCAGGAUAGCCUUAAGACUAAGAGUGACAAAAUACCAUUAUCUGGCAAGAAAGUGAAACCUGAAAGCAAAUCGGGGAAGACGAAAGAGAACACUAGUAAUUCUGGGCAAAACCAGUUACCUUUGGAAAAUGAACUUCCAAAGAGUAAAAAGGCUGAGCCAAUGAAACCUACAGCAGAGAAGUCACAGAAACCAUCUUUAGAUGACUCUAGAAAUGGACUUCCAAAGAGUAAAGAGACUACUGUAAGCAAAUUGGGGAAGACAAAAGAGAACACUAGUAAUUCUGGGCAAAACCAGUUACCUUUGGAAAAUGAACUUCCAAAGAGUAAAAAGGCCGAGUCAAUGAAACCUGCAGCAGAGAAGUUACAGAAACCAUCUUUAGGUGACUCUAGAAAUGGACUUCCAAAGAGUAAAGAGACUACUGUAAGUAAAUUGGGGAAGACAAAAGAGAACACUAGUCAUUCUGGGCAAAUCCAGUUACCUUUGGAAAAUGAAGUUCCAAAGAGUAAAAAGGCCGAGCCAAUGAAACAUGCAGCAGAGAAGAAACCAUCUUUAGAUGACUCUAGAAAUGAACUUCCAAAGAGCAAAGAGACUACUGUAAGGGAGAGAGGUACUUUGUGCAACCUUAAGGAACAUCAGAUACCAGCACCAAAUGAAUCAAAGACUGAGCCAGUAAAUCUUGCAGCAGGGGAGCCGCAGAAACCAUCCUUGAAUGACUCUAGAAACCAUGAGGAUAUUGCUAAGAAUGAAAAACGGGCUUCAUGGAAUUCUAAGAACCAGCAGCUACCCUUAUCAGAUGUGAAACAGGAGAGCCAUCAAUAUAGCGUCACAGCAGGGAAACAGCAGCAGCAACCACAACCACCAAAGGAUUAUGUCAAGCCUAAAUCUAGUAUAAGAGAUGGAAAGCAUAUGCAUCAUAAAUCAGAGAAGUAUCGUCUUCCUGCCUCAGAUGAACUGGGAGUGCAUGAAAAGAAUGCUAGUGAAAGGAAGGGUUCCUUGGCUCCACUUUCAAGUCACGAUAGGACCAUGCAAAAGAAGAAAACACUAUGUGAGACUGAUACUGGUCCCAGAUUGGGCUCACCGAACAAGACAUGUCCUGCAGAACAGAGAAAACCACAGCGUAGUCCUCCUGGCAAGUACCAAACUCUGUCAGCAAAUGUGCUAUCAGAGCAAGGAAGUGGGGAAUCUCAAAAGCUCGGGGCUGAUGCAAUAAGUCAGAAAGCUAGAUCACUAGCCUUGGAAAAAUACAUAGCAGAAAGCUACAGUGAAGAACUAGUACCUUUGUCUAUUAAACCAAUGGUUGUUCGUGUGAUUGAUACAAUUAAGCUUGAUAACUAAAUGCAGCUCAAAUGACUGGAAUAUAGACCUGAAUUUUUCAUCCUCUGGCCACUGUUUUACUUCAGAGCUUUAAAUAUUGGCAUUGAAAUCACACUAAGUUGGCUGUCCAUUGAUCAGUUUUGGAUUUUAGCGGUUUAUAAAUUGGUGUCACCUGGAACCUCAAGUAUAUUACAUGUCAACCCAGAAUAAUCAGAAGCCAAUGAUUCAUGUAUGGUAACUCUUAGAUGUAAUAACUAUGGGAACAAAGGCCCGGUCAAAAUAUGUGGCAGAAUAAAGUGGCCUCAUGCCGCCAUAACACUUAUUUAUAUUAGGAAUAAACAGAUAAGCAGCACAGGAGGCAAAGACUAGACUAGAACCUUUCUUCCAGAUGUGCUUAACAGAGGCAAGUUUACUAAAACCUGUGCCCCUCACCUGGGAGAUGGAAGUGAUUGUGUUUACUCUGCCUCCUCAAUAUGCUGCCUCCUGUUUCUGCUGUAUGGGAACCCUCAGCCAAAAUUAAGCACUUUUAAUGGGAGAGGCUUAAACAGUAAAAACAACAAAGAAGUAUUGUGGCACCUUAAACAGCAACCAGUUUAUUGAGGCAUUUCCAUGAAAGCCACAACUUCUUUCUGUUGCUCCAGAGGGCAGGGUGACAACAAAUGGGUGGAAGUAGCAAGGAAGCAGAUUAGAAGACACUUCGUAACAAUAAGCUGUCUGACUGGCGUGGGCUGCCUUGGGAGAUGCUUUCCUUCAAUGAAGGGGUUGGGUUUUUUGUUGCAAUUUUGCGAGGGUAUAUUACAAGGCAAAACCAUAAAACUACAGAAGAAACACAAAACAGAAUACAGAGUGAAUGCAGGAAGGAUACAAUGUUACACCACAAACAAGCAUCCUUAGAUAAGGUGGAGCUGACAAAGUAGUAAUUAUACUGUAAUUGUUAUUCUUUGUAAAAUAUUUCAGUGGAGGUUUUUCAACAGAGGCUGAAUCUGUCAAGGUUGCAGCAGUUCGUUGGGAACCUGUGGAUACUGCCAGACUACAAAUCACCCCAGACCACUAGCCAUGCUGCGAGAAGCAAAGUUACAGAGAACAAGGCAGAGGGCCUUCUCAGUAGUGGCACCCACCCUGUGGAACGCCCUCCCAUCAGAUGUCAAGGAAAUAAACAACUAUCUGACUUUUAGAAGACAUCUGAAGGCAGCCCUGUUUAUUUUUAGUAUUUUGUUGAAAGCCGCCCAGAGUGGCUGGGGAAACCCAGCCAGAUGGGCAGGAAACAAACAAACAAAUGUUAUAAUUAUUAUAAUUAUAGGGUUCAUGUCCAAUACUACCUGGAGGGCCACAUAUUUCUGUCAUGGUUGCAUUGUAGGUUCUGCCCUCAGUAGGGGAUUAGACAAGACUGAGCAGGAGAUUAGACCUCUAAGAUCCUUUUCCAACUCUGAAAUUGUAUGAUUCUAUAAUAAAAGGUGCCAGACUUUAAGGUUUCACAAGUCUUUGCCAGAUAGCUUUCUGGGAUUAAUCAUGAUGGAUGACAGCUUAGAAGAUCUGUCCUUAGGACUUUGCUUUCUUUUCUCCCAGUCUCUCACUUUCUGUGAGGGGCAGCUGGCAUCUUACUCUUGGAAACAGGAUGGUGGGUUAGACAGGUCUUGGGUGCGAAACCAGUGGGGCAUAAAAAGUGCUUAACUUCAGCUGCAUCGUACCCAAAGUGUGUUUCUCUGCUAAAGGCUGAGGUCAGUGUAUAACUAACUAAAGUGACCCUUUUGAGAGUGCACUUUCUCAUUCUAAUUACUCAUUACUCAUUCUAAUAUAAUGCUGUUUAUUAGUGCUCCUGGAAGGCUUUUGACAUUGCAGGCUAUUCAGCCACUGAAAUCAUGCCUGUAUAUACAUUUUUGUGUGUGUUUUAAUUGUUUUCAAAAAAAAAGUGAAAACAGUGAUGCGUAAUAGUGUGCAUAAAUAAGACAAGCAUAUAAAGAUAGAAGAGGCCUGUAAGAAGGUCUUAACAAUGCUACAAAAUGUAAUAAACCGCAAGUCAUUUUUGAGUAUUGUAAUUAAAGGCUCUUUGUGACAAUUAAAUUACGAAUACAUCUGCUCUACAGGAUGAUACAGUAAAAUCCUGAAUGAAAUAUAUUUUAUCACGGGGAAAAUAUUGAUCGAAUCUCUUGCAGAGGUAAUUUGGUAUCUUCCAUGUGUUCAAUGCAUUCAGAUUCCUGUAUAGCUUUAUCUUUCAACGUUUAUUACAUUCCUCAUUGUGAUCAACUUAUUAAUAAAGAUUUGGAAUGUGGCAAGCAUGCCAGAUCCUAGCACUUCCUGGAAUAUGCAGAAAAGGCGCUGCAGAAAAUGAUGAAAGUCAUUAUUGUGAAAUCUGGAACAAGAAAAGUCGCCUGAAUCCACUGCCUAAAAUUAUGGGACAGAAUAAAGGAUCAUCUUCUUGGUCUCCCUUCUUCCAACUUCUUUGUCCACAAAGAGAGAGUGUCUUGUUUAGGAGCAGAAAUAGGCCCAUUUUUCCUGAGGCACUUCUGUAAUGUGAACAUACCAGAUGGAUAAAAAUCCAAGACAGGACCCAGGUGUCACAUUAAGGUCAAGACUUACAGCAACAGAAUUCUGGUCUACAAAAUGAAACUUGAUACUACAUAAUAAGCAACCAGGAUCUCUGAACUGUCUUAAAAGAAGGUGACUUUCACAAUUCAAAAAGCAAACACCUGUAACCCCUGUCCAAAAAAAUACAUUUUGUCAAGUUCUGGAAGGUUCUGUUUGCUUUUAUCUUUUCAGAUAUUAGUUAUUGCCAGAUAUCACAAUAUCUCUUAGAGCAGAAAUAUACUGCACUGAUUUCAGUUAAAUUUGCUUCCAGGUAAUAAGUCUAAGGCUGCAAUGGACUUCUCUACCUGCCUAGAAGGAAAUAAAACUCCGUGGAACUUUCACCCUAGUAAAUAAGUUGAGUGCUGGAGGGAGACUCACAGAUUGCUUAUUGUCAGUCUGUGGGGCAAAACUAGAUGUGAUGUUAGUCAUAUGUUUAAACAAGUAUCAUAAAGUUAACCAGUACUAUUUUUCUAGAAAGAGAGGUGCCGGAACUCACCAUGAAUGUCUUCCUUGUUCUCUCAUCACGUCAACUGCACCCACCUGAAAGGUGCUGGAACUGAGUUCCUGUAAGUUCUGGCUGUAAAAAAGCCCUGUAGUUAACCACGUUGCUUUUACUUUGGGAUGGGGGAAACUGGGGCACCGAUCCACAAUAUGCAUGCAAUUCGGUUGAUAGUUUUCUGCUGAACAUUGAUCCCUUCUGGCUGCUUUCUGCACCCCCCCCCCAAAAAAGGUGCUGAUUACUGUAAACUACACCUUUGAGAUCAAAUAGCAGUAAACUGUUUUAGGGGCUGUUUUAGUAAACUGUUUUCAAGAUUGGAGUCUUACAAAAUAAAAUAAAAGUGGCCAGGUCAUUAAAUAUGUGAAUAAUGUUCCUUUUAGUUUGGCCCUGAAGCAUUUACUACUGAUAAUAUAAUGCAACGUUUGUGCACCAAUAUUCUUUUGCUACCUCUCAGGUAAAUGUCCUCUGGGAAUUCCUAGGACUUUGCUAUGAUGGUUAUUUGUAUGAAUUAUUUGGAAUUGCUAGUUGAAUAUAAGACUUAGGGCUCAUUCCAUUAUACUUGGAUGUCACUGAAAAUGUUUCUAGGUGGCAAUGCAAAUUUUUUCAGCUAUCUGAAAACAUGGGGUGGAGCAAUGAUCUUUGAACCAGUCUUCAGGAAACUGCUAUGGAUGGUCUUUGAGAAACCAACUGGAGACAACCACAUACUGUAAUUUUAUUUUGUAAAUGCUAUGUCAAAGUAGGUACUUAUGUUUAGAUACUGUUUUUCAACACUGAUGAGCAGGAAAUGGACUUUCUGUUGAUGGAGAAUUUCUGCACGACUACAGUCUCAACUGGAAGUAUUUUUGAAGAACACGACAGUAAGCUCAAAGCAGAUACUAUUGUGGAUAUGACAGCAAGUUUUGUAUGAACUAUGUUAUAAAUCUAGACUCGUGUAAUAUAUUUAAUUGUAAGUCUUUUGCACAACUUGUUUGUGUAGUUUGGAAUGAGACUAUUACAUGUGUCAGACUUCAUAAUUUGUCUUGAAACACAAAUAUUUCUUAUUUUAUUGUAUUAUAUAGUGUAUGCUUGUUGUUGUUUUUAAAAAAAGAAUCCCCUUUUAUAUGGUACUGUAAUGAUUUAUCUUUGUGUGUAGUUUUGUUUAAUAGGAAUUUAUUUAUUUAUUCUGAAGUUUAUUUCAUAGCCAUCCAGGCCUAGAUAACAAUGGGUUCUUGUGGGAAUCACAUUUAAACUUUUUUUUUUAAUGCUGUGACACAGUCCACCAUUUUGCAGAUCAUCACAAUAAACCACCUCAGUGAGGCCCCAUGGCGUUAUGUGAUGUUUCAGGUGUUUUUCAUGAUUGGCAGGUGCAUGAGUGCAAAGAGAUUGGGGAGGCAGGGUUCACAACAAGCUUCACAAAGGUGUACCCUUAGACAGCCACAAGGUACAGCAAAUAAAUAAGUAAAAUAAUUUAUCGGAAAGAGUAAGUCUUAAUUUUUGUCACCUUUUUUAUACUAUAAAUAAGGAUCUAAGGUCUAAACCACAGCGAAUCCCCACAACGGGAUGAGCUCCUAUUGUUCGGUCCCUGCGGCUGCCAACCUAGCAAUUCAAAAGCACGUCAAAGUGCAAGUAGAUAAAUAGGUACCGCUCCGGUGGGAAGGCAAAUGGUGUUUCAUGCUGGCCACAUGACCUGGAAGCUGUCUGCGGACAAACGCUGGCUCCCUCAGCCUAUAGAGUGAGAUGCGUGCCGCAACCCCAGAGUUGUCCGCGACUGGACUUAAUGGUCAGGGGUCCCUUUACCUUUAAGGAUAUAAAUAUUCAUUGCUGUAUCAGACCAAGAUCUAUGCAGUUUUGCCAGAGUUCAGCAUUUUUUGCCAAUGGUGUAUACAACCAAAUGAAAUCUGCAGUCUUUUAUUAGCUUGUUGUUAUUGUUCAAAAUGUUGGGACAGCCACUGUUAAAAGGCAAUCAGAUUCACCCUUGAUCAAAGACUGAAAGAGCAGUUACAUAUAUUACAGCUCUUGGACAGACAAGACAGGAAUACUGAAGACAUGACACAGCACACGUUGUUCCCUGGGACGUUAAGUAAGGCGUCAGUUUUACAUUUUUUUUCAAAGUCAGAGGAUUAGCAGGUCUUCCUGGCAUCAGAAAAACAUUCCCCUCCCCUGGCCUACACAUCUCAUAAACACGGGAUUAAUUUAAAACAGGGCUCACUGGGACAGUAGCCUUAGGAUCUAGGUCCAAUGCCAAGCGGCAAAACCUGAAUAUAUGAAGCCAGGAUAUUGAUCCACUGGAUUAUCUAGAGAUAAAGUUAUUUCCUAAGUUUGGUACUUCUUAAAAAAUGGACAGAGGUUCUGUGCCUUGGGUAUUUAAGGUGGGAGUAUAGCUCAUCUGUUGUACACACUAUUGUUGCCAACAGUUAAAAUGAGCUUUGCUAGAAGGUAUGUAUGCCAAAGGGAUAAAUCCCUUUUAUUUGUGGCUAAAGAAGAUGAUCUGUGUUGACAACCUUGCUGCCAUUAUUGUGAAGGAUAAAGAAGCGUAACAAUCCCAAGUGCUCUGAAAAUAUUUCUGUCCUCUCUCUCUCUCCCACCACUCCACAAUUUUAGCUGUAAUAUAUCAGUAUGCGGAGCUUUCUGCCUCGUUGUGCGUCUUGGUUUGUUUGUUUUUGGCACACAGAUUUGCCAUUCCUCAUUAAAAUAUUGAUAGAAUCAUAUAAUUGUAGCAUUGGAAGUGAUCCUGAGGAUCGUCUAUUCCAACUCCCUGCGAUGCACGAAUCUUGAAUAAAGCAUCCAUGACAGAUGGCCGUCCAACCUCUGCUUAAAAACUUCCAGUGAAGGACAGUCCACAACCACCUGAGGGAAUCUGUUCCACUGUAUUCGUUCCACUGAUUGCUGUACUCGUUAUGACUUGGUUUAAGUCUCUUUUAAAGGUAUUCACUACAUCUUGUAAUAUAUACCCAUCGCGCUGGUUGUUGGUUCCUACUCAGGGGAAUGUUAUAUCCCGGUAUUCUCCAUCUUGCCAUAGCUAGAACUACACUAUAGUAGAAUACAACAAUUGCUUAGUUUCAAAGCUCACCAGUGUCAGACCUCAAAAUCUGUUUCAUACUCCAGCAUUUAUACUGCCAAUUCUCCCCCUACCCCUGCCCACCUCCCCACAGGUUGGGAGUGCCACAUGUACAGAGUGCCUUCCUAACCCUAUGGAAUAACCACAGCCAUAGAUCAGGAUGGGGGGGGGGGAUAGAGGGAGACCUGUGCUCUGAGUUCAGCACCUCUCAGCUAAUUUUAUUCAGCUGCAACUCUACACCAGGGAUAGCAAGUUGCCUGGAAGUGACUCUAGCAAAAUAAGCUGACAUAAAAGGACUAAACUUUUUCAGCAGGGGGCUGGUCCAUUGUUCCUCAGACCUUGGGGGUGGACAGACUAUUUGGGGGGGGGGGUACUGAACGAAUUCCUAUGUCCCACAAAUAACCCAGAGAUGCAUUUUAAAUAAAAGGACACAUUCUACACAUGUAAAAACACGCUGAUUCCUGGACCGUCCGCAGGCCGGAUUUAGAAGGCGAUUGGGCCGGAUCUGGCCCCUGGGCCUUAGUUUGCCUAUCCAUGGACUAGUCACUAAGACAGUGUCUCAUAUUUAUCCUUUUUUAAAAAAUGCAAAUGUACAAUAUGGGACAAAAUGCUCUUUGUUAAAUACACAACACAAACAAAUAUGCAUUGUAUAAGGCUCCUCUCCCUGGAUCCCAGUGUUAUAGGAAUUUAUUUUUUAAAAGAUAAAAUCUGAUUUACUGGCUAUUAAGGAAGGGAGCAGAUUCAGUUCCCCAGGUUCCUUAUUUCUGUCCAAACAGCAGACUGCAGGUGAGACAUAGGCCUUUUUUAAAAAAGGCUGCAUUUAGCUGUUUUUAAAUAAUAUUUUUUUUAAUUUUUUUGUACCCUGUCCAUCUGACUGGGUUUCCCCAGCAUAUGGCUUCCAGCAUAUAUAAAAAACAUAAUAAAACAUUAAAAAGCUUCCCUAUACUGUACAGGGCUGCCUUCAAAUGUCUUCUAAAAGUUAUAUAGUUACUCAUAACAUCUGAUAGGAGGGCAUUCCACUACCGAGAAGGCCCUGUGCCUAUAUUUCUGCUAGAAAGAGUGUUCAGACCAGAGAACUGAGCAACUUUUAUUUACAUGGCACCUGAAAUACCAUGUUCCAGUUCUACCACUAAGGUGUGUGUGGGGGGGAACCUUUUCCAUCCCAAGGGCCACAUUCCCUUGUGGGCAAAUUUUCAGGGGGCUCCAUGACCAUGGCAGAUGUGGGCCAGUGCAGCGGGCACGGCAAAUGGAUGUGACUCUUACCUUUGUAGUGCUGAUGACAUUCCAGCCAUGGAAAGACAGAAGUUGCUGACUCUCUCUCUCUUCCUCUGUCUCCAUCCAGGCAUGCAUGAGGCAUUGUAACAGUUCAAGGACACAUUCCAUCCAGGCAAAAAUAUUCAAACAGAGUACACAGGUCUCAAAACAAGAAGAGGGAGCUAGACUGCUCCUUCUCAGGGAGGGCUUCCUCUGAAUUAGCCUUCCAUUUUAGGAAGACCUUCAACUUUUGCCUUUCGAUUUUAUUGCAGCUGUUUUAUUGUUGUUUUACUCCAAUACUGAUUUUACUCGCUGCCUGUAACUCCUGCUGUUGGUUUUAAUGUUUCUCGUUCUUUUGAAGCAAAUAUUUGAUGUAGUUUGUUUGGGGAUUUUUAACUUAUUUUUGUUCAUCGUUCUUGCGGUUGCAUUUUGUGCAUCCUGGUUAGGAGAUUUGAACUGUCGAGAAAAGCGGGGUGUUAAUGCGUUAAGCAAUAAAUAAUUAUAAUAAAUGCACAAGUUUUGUUGCACAGUUUCAGGAUUUGAAGAACUGCUAAAGCAUUGACCUAAGGGAAAGUGUUGUUGUUUUUCGGUUCUAGUUUUCUGAAAGAAUUAAAGUUCUCAAAUUGUAAGUGAAGAUAACUAAACUAAUUUAUGUAUAUUGUAGUCAAAUUUCUCUGUAAAGGUUUUCCUAACAAAUGUUUCAUUAAAAACUCAUUUUCUAGAGCCAUUUCAAUCGGGGUUUAGGCUUGAUUUUGGCAAUUAAACUGCUUUGGUUGCCCUGCAUGACUGUUGGGAGAGAGACAGGGAAAAUACCAGUAUGCCUUUGUUAAUUCUCCUUGCCCACCCAGGGCAAGACAAUUUGAGUAUAUUACAGCGAUCCUGGCCCGACUACACUGGCUGCCAAUUAGCUCCCAGGCCCAAUUCAAAGCACUGGUUUUGACCUAUAAAACCUUAAACGUCCCAGGACCACAAUGCCUCAAGGGACCGUCUCUCCCCAUAUACAGCAAACUGACCUGGACUCUGUGUUCAUCAUCUCAACCCCUUAUUUGUGUGCCUCCUCCACGUGAGGUCCGGAGGGUGGCAACACGAGAAUGGGGCCUUUUCUGCAGUGGCUCCCCAUUUGUGGUAUGCUCUCCCCAGGGAGGUUUGUCUGGCGCCUUCAUUGUAUAUCUUUAGGUGCCAGGCAAAAACGUCCUAGGCCUUUGGCCGAUUAAUAUUCUACAGCCUUUUAAAUGUGUUUGUAGGUUGGGGCAUUAGUGUUUUGUUGUUUCUGUUUUAACUAUUUAUUUGUGCUUUUAUCUUGUGUUUUUAACUUGACAUCUUUUGAUGAAGGGCGGU
This is a messenger RNA of Podarcis lilfordi (Lilford's wall lizard), 41602 nucleotides long. NCBI's taxonomy places the organism in Eukaryota, Metazoa, Chordata, Lepidosauria, Squamata, Lacertidae. The record is from the annotation of a GenBank genome assembly.